CUGUCCUGCGCACUCACUCAUUGCCAGAUUGUUCUUUGAACUCAGGCAAAACUCGUCUGAUUCCCGCGAAACCCGCCAGCCUUCUAUCACUCACCUUGAGAUCAUCUUCCAUCUUCCAUCCCACAACUAUACAGUGUCUCAUCCAGAAUGAUGAAACUCAGUGUUUUCCUUCUCAUGCUCCUCAUGGAGACGUGCUCUGCCUCCACUUAUCAAAACGUGGCGUUGCGUGGAAAAGCGACACAGUCUGACAGUUACGUACAUAUUGGAGCUGCCUUCAGCGCUAUUGAUGGAAACCAUGAAACUGACUUCUAUUCUGGAUCGUGCAGCCACACUGAUGGAGAAAGCAACCCCUGGUGGAGAGUGGACCUGCUGGAGCCCUACAUCGUCACCUCCGUCAUCAUCGCCAACAGAGAAGACAGAGAUCCACAAAGGAUUUUGGGGGCACAGGUCCACAUCGGCAACUCUUUAGUCGACAAUGGUGCAAGAAACCGAGUGGUUGGUACAAUUUCUACAAUAGAGGCAUUGACCACUCUGACUUUCACUCAUCGUGUGGAGGGACGCUAUGUGACUGUGCGUAUACCGGGUAAUGGAAAGAUCGUUAGCCUCUGUGAGGUGGAAGUCUACGGGUACCAUGCCCCAACUGGAGAGAACCUGGCCAUUCAAGGAAAAGCCGCACAGUCAUUACUGCAUGGGUCUGCCAAUGCAGAUAGAGCCAUUGAUGGGAGUCGGGCCUCCAAGUUCAAUGACGGUUCCUGCAGUCACACAGCCCAUGAAUUGAACCCCUGGUGGAGGCUGGCUCUGCCCAAAACACACAAAGUGUUUUCUGUUAAGAUAACCAACCUAUAUGAAGUCCCCCAACGACUCAAUGAAGCCGAGAUCCGCAUUGGAGAUUCUCUUGUAAACAAUGGUGCUGCCAAUCCCAGGUUUGCUGUAAUCACCAGCAUCCCGGCAGGUGAAACUGUUGAGUUCAAGGUUUCCAACGGGAUGGACGGCCGCUAUGUUUACAUAGGUGUCCCUGGAAGAAAGGAGUUCCUGACCCUCUGUGAGGUCGAGGUCUUUGGCUCUGCACUGGAUUAGCAUUCAAUGUAAUGGAUUUGCAAAGAUGCUGUAAUGUGUACACAAAGCAUCCAAAAUAAAAUUUGCAUCUUAAAUUUCA
Molecule: messenger RNA, 1156 nt
Organism: Trematomus bernacchii (emerald rockcod)
Lineage: Eukaryota; Metazoa; Chordata; Actinopteri; Perciformes; Nototheniidae
Product: fucolectin-4-like
Exons: 6
Coding region: 148-1077 (309 amino acids)
Source: RefSeq, a predicted model, not a curated record